Molecule: messenger RNA, 2822 nt
Organism: Periophthalmus magnuspinnatus
Lineage: Eukaryota; Metazoa; Chordata; Actinopteri; Gobiiformes; Gobiidae
Gene: ccnf
Product: cyclin F
Exons: 14
Coding region: 333-2030 (565 amino acids)
Biological process (GO): regulation of cyclin-dependent protein serine/threonine kinase activity; mitotic cell cycle phase transition
Cellular component (GO): nucleus; cyclin-dependent protein kinase holoenzyme complex; centrosome
Molecular function (GO): cyclin-dependent protein serine/threonine kinase regulator activity
Source: RefSeq, a predicted model, not a curated record
AAGGGAAUUUUGAAGCUGCUGUGAAACUCGGAAUUGCCUAUUUAUAUAAUGAAGGACCGUUAUUAAGUGAUGAGGGGAGAGCCGAUGUGUGUGGCCGUAAGGCGUCACACUACUUCAGUCUUGCAGAGGGCUUGCGAGCUCAGAACGCUGAUCCUUUUAUAUGGGUGUUCAUCCGUCCUCCUUGGUCUCCUUCUGGCAGUUGCUGCAAAGCUGUAGUAUUUGACCAUCUGAAGAAUGAAUGUGACAAAAACAAGGACAAUCGAGGACCCUUAUUACACUGUUUGGCCCGUGUUCUACAAUUUUUUGAAGAUGAUGAAAAGCACUGUGAAGCUAUGGCCAUGUUGGAGCAAUCUUCUCUAGCUGGUUGUCUUAAGAGUUCAUAUUCUUUAUGGGAGAUCAACCGGAAAAUAUCCGGUAGUGAUCCUGGAAGGUAUUUGCAAUGUGUACGUACUCUCAGGGACUAUGCUGCCAAAGGAUGCUGGCAGGCACAGUUGACCCUGGCUAAAUUGUGCAGUGUUGGAAAUCCGCUGGGUUUAGAAACAAAGGCCUGCACUGAUUUGGUGGCUCAGCUUUUUAGUUUGUCCAACACUUCAACCAGCUCUGACACUCCAGCCAUCCUGAAACAAGGCAUUAAGGACAGCAUGAGGUACAUACUGGUGGAUUGGCUUGUAGAAGUAACUACAAUGAAGGACUUCUCCAGUCUGACAUUGCAUGUGACAGUGGGCUGUGUGGAUCGAUAUCUGACCCAACGUUCUGUUCCCAAAGCUUGCCUUCAGUUAUUAGGAAUAGCAUGCAUGGUCGUUUGUACAAGAUAUGUUAGUAAAGAAAUUCUAACUAUUCGUGAAGCUGUCUGGCUCACAGACAACACAUACAAAUAUGAGGACUUAGUUCGAAUGAUGGGAGAAGUUGUUUCUGUGCUGAAAGGCAAAAUCCGUAGCCCCACCCUUCUGGACUAUGGAGAGGUUCUGCUGUCUCUGCUGCCUUUGGAGAGGAGAACCACUCAUCUGUUCAGUUACAUCUGUGAACUGUCUCUGCUCCACUCUGCACUCGCUACACCUCCACGUGCAAAACUGGCCUGUGCUGUGCUGCUGCUGACACGAGCACUACAUCACUAUGCUCCUAUCUGGCCCUGGCAGUUAGUUGACUACACAGGCUUUUCCAAAGACGACCUCAUCCCACUUUGUUUGUUGCUUUAUGUCAAAUGUUUCAGUCAGGAUGUUCCUAAAGAUUACAGGCACAUAUCUCUUACUGGUGUGAAACAGCGUUUUGAAGAUGAGACCUACCGAUGCAUCAGCAAAGAAAAGGUGAUGGAUUAUAAAGAGCUGUGUCAGAUGUUGGAGAUCCCAGAAGAGAAGCCACAGUUGGAACCACUCAGCCCCACAGCAACUGCAGAAGCUUGCACCUUCCUGGCCUCACCAUCCAGCACCAGCAAGAGGAGACGUGAUGAUGGUGUGCACACAAAUAGAGGCAGUUUCAUGGCUACACCCACAGCAGAGCUGUCCAACCAGGAAGAAACACUGCUGGGAGAGAUUUUGGACUGGAGUUUGGACACUUCCUGUUCUGGAUACGAGGGGGAUCAGGAGGAGAGUGAAGCAGAGAAAGAUGCUGAAUCCUCCAUGAUUUCUCUCAAACUGUACCCAGUCACCGAUGCGGACAGUAGACAGCUGCACUGCCGUGCCAUGUCUAGUGAUGAGGACAGCAUCUGUGAGACUGACCAGGAGCUUGUUGAGACCAAAGGCCCAGUAUGCAUUUCAUCAUGUGCUAAUCUACAGAGCUCAGGAUAUUCAAGUGUGAGCCCAUCUUCAUCAUGCUCCUCCUCAUCCCUCAUCUCCUGCACAUUAAAAAACCUUACCUCUAAUUUGGGCUCAACCUCUGCCGAUGCUCAGCCUGGCUUCCGCCUUCUAUUGCCCAUGCAGCGGUCCAGAGGCACUUCGAGCAAACAAGUUAAAAGGAAAAAUAAAGCAGCUCACAGUGGAGGUGAGGUGGACAGAACAGAUGAAGAAGAUGGUGUUGAAUUUCUCAGUUUAUAGGAAAAGUGUUUGUGAGCUGAUACACAGAUGGCAUGGGCAGUUGUGUUAAAGCACUUGGGUCUCCCAUGUUUUGCUCUACACUAGAUAAUCAUUGUCCAAAAGACUCAAGACAGUACAUGAAUAUUAACAUAUAGAGUAUGUUAUGUUUACUGGCAAAGUAUACCUCAAAAGCCUUAACAGUAUAACCAAUAAAUUGGUCAGCUCUGAAACCACUGGAAAUUAAACUCCUCAGGAGCACACACUCAGCACAGUUUCUAAUGCACUGAUGUUUGUACACCAUCUACAAUGUUACUUACUUUCCUGUUCAUACAUUUUAUUUUCACUAAAGGUACUAUAAAUGUCCUUAUUUAAAUGCUAUGUUAUGAAGUGACCUGAAGAACAAAAUUCAGUUCCAAUACUUUUCUACAUGCACACUGGAGCCAAUGCUGACAAAUAACUCUUGCGAAACUGGUUUGCGCAGAGAAGUGUUACAUCCAAUCAAAAACAUAUUCAGAUAUUUUAAAAGGGAGAAGUUAAAGAACAAACACUAAGACGUGGUUUUAUUGUUCCAAACCAAAAAUAUACGGUAAGUUCUUUUGGCAAGGUAAAAUGCCGUUUUUCGAGACUAGUCACCUGUGUACAUAGUAUUAUAUGUAAGGAUGUAUACAAUUUCACCAUUGUAUUUGUAUGUACUUUCAUGUCAGCAUUUUAUGAGUUGAAGGGAAGUAUUUGUAUUUGAAUGUGCAGUCUCUGUAUUGUAAAUAAGUUCCAAUGUAAAUAUGUGCUUUCUUACAAAUAAAACAAAAGUACAUC